AUGUACAUCACCAAGCUUGCCACCCUCCUCGUCACCGCCGUCUGCCUCGCCGCAGCCAGCCCCAUCCUCUCGGGACGGCAAGGCGAAUGCCCAUGCGCCCCGGGUCUCUGCUGCAGCCAGUGGGGCUACUGCGGAACCGGGCCCGACUUCUGCGGGGGAACGAGCGUAAUCAUCCCGCCUCCGACUUUUGUUUCGUCCCGGCCCCAGCCGACUACGUCCCCGGGUGGCGGAGGGGCAUGCGCGGGCGGCUGCCCGGCCGGCAUGUGUUGCUCGCAGUGGGGGUAUUGCGGUACCGGGCCGGAGUACUGCGGUUGA
Molecule: messenger RNA, 315 nt
Organism: Chaetomium fimeti
Lineage: Eukaryota; Fungi; Ascomycota; Sordariomycetes; Sordariales; Chaetomiaceae
Exons: 2
Coding region: 1-315 (104 amino acids)
Molecular function (GO): chitin binding
Source: RefSeq, a predicted model, not a curated record